CGAAAGGAAGGGGCAACCUCUAAAACCCUUGCUGUUUCGUUUGAGCAUUGAUUUCACUUGAUUUAUCAGUACCCUGCAGAGUCGAGCUUUGCUUUAUUGUUUUGAUCAAUGGCAAAUCUUCCGAUCCUCCGAUUUGAAGAGAAGAUCGUAGAAACAGUGGAAAAAAACCCGGUGGUGGUGAUUAUAGGAGAGACCGGUUCAGGGAAGAGUACUCAGCUCUCUCAGAUGCUAUACAAAAGAGGUUACACCAAUUCUGGCGUCAUUGCCGUUACUCAGCCCCGACGAGUCGCAGCUGUUUCAGUUGCAAGACGGGUGGCGCAAGAGCUUGGUGUUCAGCUUGGGGAGGAAGUGGGCUUCGCCAUUCGUUUUGAAGAUAGAACUUCAGAGAAAACACGUAUUAAAUACCUUACUGAUGGAGUCCUCCUCCGAGAAAGUCUUUCUAACCCUGAGCUAGAUCAGUAUUCAGUAAUCAUAUUGGACGAAGCUCAUGAGAGGAGUCUAAACACGGAUAUAUUGCUGGGACUGAUGAAACGGUUGAUUAAAUUGCGUGCCUCCAAUUUGAAAGUUUUGAUCACUUCAGCUACUCUUGAUGGUGAAAAAGUAUCAAGAUUCUUCUCUAGUUGCCCCAUCCUGACAGUCCCAGGGAAGUUAUUUCCUGUGGAAAUACUCUACAGCUCAGAGCGCCCCAAAAAUUAUAUCGAGUCUUCUCUGAAAACAGCUAUUGAUAUACAUGUUCGAGAACCAGAAGGGGAUGUCUUAAUAUUCAUGACAGGACAGGAUGACAUAGAGAAGUUGGUAUCUAAAUUGGAGGAGAAAAUUCUAGGCCUUGCAAAAGGUUCUUGCAUGGAUGCCAUAAUACUUCCCCUUCAUGGAUCUUUGCCACCUGAAAUGCAGGUACGUGUAUUCCAUCCUGCGCUUCCAGACUGUAGGCGAUUUAUUGUUGCUACAAACAUUGCUGAAACUUCUUUGACUGUUGACGGUGUUGUGUACGUUGUUGAUUCCGGUUAUGUGAAGCAACGGCAAUACAACCCAUCAACUGGCAUGUAUUCCCUUGAUGUUGUUCCAAUUAGCAAGGUGCAAGCCAAUCAGCGUGCAGGACGAGCUGGAAGAACAUGUCCUGGGAAAUGCUACCGGUUAUACCCAUCCAUGGUUUACCAUGAUGAUUUUUUGGAUGCUACAGUUCCUGAAAUACAGCGGUCAUCUCUUGCAGGGAGUGUCCUUUAUUUGAAAUCGUUGGACCUCCCUGAUAUUGAUAUUCUCAAAUUUAACUUCCUUGAUCCCCCUUCAUCUGAGUCAUUAGAAGAUGCUCUGAAGCAGUUAUAUCUCAUUGAUGCUAUUGAUGAUAAUGGAUCCAUUACAAGUGUUGGACGAACAAUGGCUGAACUUCCUUUAGAGCCUUCCCUCUCAAGAACCUUAUUGGAAGCAAAUGAGUGUGGUUGCUUAUCCCAGGCUUUGACAGUUGCUGCUAUGUUAUCUGCAGAAACCACAUUGAUUGCAGGUCGAAGCAAGAGCACUGAAAAGAAGAGGAAGCACCCUCCUUCGGACCUUCCUGAUGGUUCUGGCUGGGGUGAUCACAUCCAAUUACUUCAGAUCUAUGAGCAUUGGGAUCAGACCGACUACAGCGUAGAUUGGUGUAAAGACAACAACUUACAGGUGCGAGGGAUGAUGUUUGUCAAAGAUGUUCGAAAACAAUUAUCUCAAAUAAUGCAAAAGGUUGCAAAAGGGUCCUUAGAUGUACGUACAAGUGAAAGAUGGAAAGAAAGCCGACAGGCUUAUAGGAAGUUGAGGAACGCUUUGUCUGUUGGCUAUGCAAGCCAGCUUGCUGAGCGAAUGAUACGUCAUAAUGGUUAUAGAACUCUUGGUUUCAAGUCCCAACUUGUUCAGGUGCAUCCAUCCUCUGUUUUGAGAACAGAUGAAGAGGGAAUGCUCCCAAAUUACGUUGUGUACCAUGAACUUAUUGCUACAUCGCGUCCAUUUAUGCGGAAUGUGUGUGCAGUGGAGAUGUCAUGGGUCAUGCCUAUUUUGAAGAAGCUUGAGAUGAUUAACAUCAACAAACUCAGUGGUGGAUCAAGUCAAUCUGAAGAGAGGAGCGAAGGAGAAAACUCGAUCCUGCUGAAAAAAGAUGUUAAUACUGGUGGGCCACCUGAAGACCGUGAUGCUAGGAUACAAGCAGCUCGUGACCGCUUUCUGUCUCGUAAAGCACAGAGAUAG
Messenger RNA from Ilex paraguariensis (yerba mate), 2211 nucleotides. The record is from the annotation of a GenBank genome assembly. Lineage: Eukaryota; Viridiplantae; Streptophyta; Magnoliopsida; Aquifoliales; Aquifoliaceae.